UCUACCCAGUUACGACUAUAGGCUCCAGCAUACACCAAACAUUUGGCCCCACCACAAUCUAAUCCAAAUCAAUCAUGUUGUGACAUUGCAUGCCCUGAUCCCAUGGCCUUGUCCCCUGCCAGCUAUUCUCGCCUUUCCCCUCGCCUAUAAAUUCAGCAUGCGGCGAGCUCAACGCCAUCACUUAUUCAUCAGCACAACCACCACCAACUGAGCAUUGCAACAUCCAUCCCACUUCUUCAGAUUUCCAGCUGAAAACACAAAGGCCAAGAAACCAACCAUGGUCAGCGCCAAGAGACUUUCUCAACUGGCAAAGAAGUGGCAGAGGGUGGAAGCACUCGGGAGGAAGAGGCUCACCGUUUCAGCCAAAAUAGAUCAAGACUGCUGCAGUUCUGUACCACCCAAGGGUCGCUGUGUCAUGUACACGAGUGACGGGAGGCGUUUCGAAGUACUGUUGGAGUACCUCAGCAUGACGGUGUUCAGCGAGCUCCUCAGGAUAUCGCAGGAGGAGUUUGGUUUUAGAAGCGAUGGCAAGAUCACAUUGCCUUGUGAUGCGGCAGUGAUGGAGUAUGUCAUGUGCUUGCUCAGGAGAAAUGCAUCUGCCGAGGUCAAGAGUGCAUUGCUGAGCUCCAUGGUGACGCCUUGCCACUACACUGGCUGUGCGAUUCCUACUGUCGGAGCCAGCCAGCAGAUUUGCUGUCUGUAGCUUCUCAAGAACAUGCAUGCAGAGGCCCUGAUGAUGUCCUCUGUUUUGAGUACUUUGCCUGGGUAGUGUAAGAUAGUUAGACAGUAGAUAAUAGGAGCAGGAAAAUUGUAUGUAUAGCAAUCUGAUCAUCAAUGCAACAAAGCAGCAUUAUGGCCA
Triticum aestivum (bread wheat) is the source of this 859-nucleotide messenger RNA. Its product is annotated as auxin-responsive protein SAUR36-like. NCBI's taxonomy places the organism in Eukaryota, Viridiplantae, Streptophyta, Magnoliopsida, Poales, Poaceae. Gene Ontology annotation, biological process: response to auxin. The transcript has a single exon. The record is from RefSeq and is a predicted model, not a curated record. The coding region runs from base 278 to 703 and encodes 141 amino acids.